Molecule: messenger RNA, 3939 nt
Organism: Phascolarctos cinereus (koala)
Lineage: Eukaryota; Metazoa; Chordata; Mammalia; Diprotodontia; Phascolarctidae
Gene: FOSB
Product: FosB proto-oncogene, AP-1 transcription factor subunit
Biological process (GO): regulation of transcription by RNA polymerase II
Cellular component (GO): nucleus
Molecular function (GO): RNA polymerase II cis-regulatory region sequence-specific DNA binding; DNA-binding transcription factor activity, RNA polymerase II-specific
Source: RefSeq, a predicted model, not a curated record
GUUUUUUCCUCUCGUGCCGAGUCCCCCCACCCUCGGUCCAGCCUUGGCUUCCAGGCGGCCCCAGCGCGGUCACAGGCCACCCCCUGGGGUGCCCGGGGAGAUGUUUCAAGCCUUCCCCGGAGACUACGACUCCGCCUCUCGGUGUAGUUCGUCGCCGUCGGCCGAGUCCCAGUACCUGUCAUCAGUGGACUCCUUUGGCAGCCCCACGACUGCCGCUGCCUCCCAGCAGGAGUGUGCUGGCCUUGGUGACAUGCCUGGCUCCUUCGUGCCCACGGUCACUGCCAUCACCACGAGCCAAGACCUCCAGUGGCUGGUCCAGCCCACCCUCAUCUCUUCCAUGGCUCAGUCCCAGGGCCAGCAGCCACCUCUGGGCCCCCAGCUGCCCACUGUCGACCCCUAUGACCUGCCUGGUACCAGCUAUUCUUCCCCUGGGAUCAGCGGCUAUGCCAGCGGUGCAGGACCCUCGGGGGCACCUUCAACUGGCCCUCCACCCUCACGUCCUGCACGGGCCAGGCCUCGACGGCCCAGAGAAGAAACGCUCACCCCUGAAGAAGAGGAGAAGAGGAGGGUCCGGCGAGAGCGGAACAAACUGGCUGCGGCCAAAUGUCGGAACCGAAGGCGGGAGCUGACAGACCGUCUACAGGCGGAGACGGACCAGCUGGAAGAGGAGAAGGCAGAGUUGGAGUCAGAAAUCGCCGAACUCCAGAAGGAGAAGGAGCGGCUGCAGUUUGUGCUGGCAGCCCAUAAGCCAGGCUGCAAGAUCCCUUUUGAUGAGGGGCCCGGGCCAGGGGGCCCCCUGGCCGAGGUGAGAGCUUUGCCUGGGCCCACGCCCACUAAGGACGAUGCGUUCGGGUGGUUCCUGCCGCCGCCGCCCCUGCCCUUCCAGACCAGCCAGGAGCCCGGCCAGGAGGGGCCCCCAGACCUGACGGCUUCUCUCUUUACACACAGUGAGGUCCCAGCCUUCGGCGACCCCUACCCUGUUAACCCUUCGUAUACCACCUCGUUUGUACUCACGUGCCCGGACGUCUCCGCAUGCGGCGGUGCCCAGCGCAACGGCAGCGACCAGUCCUCUGACUCCCUGAACUCGCCCUCCCUCCUUGCUCUGUGAAUUCUUUUAGAGGGAGGGGGCGCUUCUCUCUGGAGACAAAAAACUGGGGGGAGGUUGCUACACCCCCCUCCACUCUUUUGGCCUGCACCUACCUGAGGAUUCCUUUCAUCCUCGAGGGGUCAUUGACCUGAGUCAGCCUCUCUUCAUCCUUGGCCACCAACCGCCGGAUUCCUCUCGACCUGAGGCUUCCUUCCUUCUCGGCCACCGACUGGAUUCAUCUUGACUCGAGGCUUCCUUCCUUCAUCCCUCCUCAGCUGGGAUUCCACUCACCCUUGGUCUGAUGCCUGGCCCUUCCUUGAGCCCUGACCCUUCGACCCUCGGAGCUUGCCCUACCAUGCCUAUUUGACCCUCCACUCUGACUGUCGCCAAUGAGAAAGGCGGAGACUUUGUGGGGGAUGCACCUGAGGGCUUUGCUCCUGGGGGAGGAGGGGAGGGAAGAGGUAUGGAGAGAAAUUGUUGGUUGCCAUGGCCUGCGAGCCAUGUGGGGCUGGGGGCUUCAGUGGGUUGUGAGGGGGAGGGUCUGGGGGAUGGGUUCGAAACCUUACCUGUGAUGGAAUCUCAGGCCCUUACCCAAGACAUCCCCUGGUCAUUGUUUCCCCAUCAGCUCUCCCUAGAAGAGUAUUAACUUAUAUAGCCACUUUCCAAAGUCAGAGGUGAAAGGCUCAGUCUCCUUCUUUCUGCCCCCCAUGGUUAGGAGAUGAGGAGCCUCCCUUCCCCUUUGUAAGCAGUAUUAUUAUUUUAUUAUUCCUAUUCCCUUUUUCCCAGUAAAUCCUCUUCACCUGCUUCCUCUUCUCUCACCCGCACCUCUCAAGCCCUUGGUGGUUUCGCUGGGCUUUCCUUAUUUCAUGUGGCUGGUAGAGAAGGGUGACUCACCCUUCACCCUUGCCCCUAGCUGAGGUAUUUAUACUGUGAAACGAGGUCUUGGGGAAGGGUAGGGACCAGGGAAGUACAGUGAUGUCCUCAGUCUCCUUUGGUGGGGAGGAGAAAUGAAGGGAAAGUUUCCCUUUACCCCAGACUGGGUCUCCCACCCCUUCAAACUGAUAUACUCUUCCUCUAUAUCAUCCAACAAGUGAGACAGGGUCCUUUUAAUGGCACCAUGGGGCGCCCUGCUUUAAUGUCCUCUUCUGUUGGGUUUCUUUUUCCUCCACCCCCCCCCCAGCCUAGGACGCCAGCUUCUCCCCUGUCUUGUCCAGGAAGAUGGGCCAGCUCUCUUAGGGGAGAAGUGACAGAGCCGAGGCUUCUGGCCUUUGGGGGAGCCGAACCGGUGGAACUCAUCCCUCCCCCUUACUUCUUUGCUUAAAAUUGGUGGUAGUUUGGCAGGAGGGGGUGCUGGAGGACAGUGAUCUCAAAGCAUCCAUUACUCUCUGAAGCUGGAUGAUUCAGGGCCCAACCCUGGGUUUUUCCCACUCAUAUCCAUCUGCCCCCUAAUUCUAUCCCAUUCCUCUUCUUUUUAAAUCUGGGGAACUGGUAUCUCAACCUAUUGGUCACUGGGAUGAUAAAAAAGGAUGGAUACUCAGCUCCAGUCUCUCCCGGGCCAUGGUCCUUCUUUCUCUUCCUCUUCUCCCCUCAUCCUGCAAACCUCACCUCCCCUACCUUAUGUUUUUUUUUACAUUUGCAGAUUUCCUCAUUUACAAUUGAGGGAAAGUGAGACUCUGAGACGUUAAGUGAUUUGCCCAGGGGCUCAGAGCUAGUAAGUGUCCCAGGAAGUAUUUGAACCCAGGACUUUCUGUCUCUACGUCCAGAGGGACCACCUAUGAUUUUUAAAAAUUUUUUAAUUUUGGAAAUUCGGCCUGGGGAUCUCAAAGUAUCUAUGAUGUCCUAUGUGAAUAGGACAAUGAGACAGCUCCAGGAGGGCCUAAGACCCUAAGCUAUCCCCUUAGCUCCAUCCCCAGGCCAAAUCCUCCAGGCCUUAGGAAAAGGCCAAAAAUAAAAUCAGGCUCCCCCUUCCCCAUGCCUCCUUUUUCCUUUCUGCCUCAUGCCCUGAGAAUUGUUCACAACAAGAGAAAUUCCAGUUUUAAAAAAAUCUACGAGAUUGGGACCCCAUCCUUCCUGUUCUAGUCCCUUUUACUGCAUGGUCAACAUUCCACACCAGACCUGUUCCCUCACUAACCACCCCCUCCCCCAAAUCCCUGGCCUCAACAAUUUCACCCUUUCCUGGUUUCCAAAAGGCACUAUAUCUAUUCUGUACAAAUAUAUAUUAUAUUAUAUUAUAUAUAUGGUGUGUGUGUGUGUAUGUGUGUGAGUGUGUCUGACUGUGAUCCUGCCCCACUCCAGGCCCUCACUCAAUAAUCAGGGUACUCUUAGUUUCUCUGUCUCUCCUUUCAUGUUUGUCUCUGCUCCCUUCUCAGUAAUCCUGUCACCAAUUUGUCCCUGUCUCCCUCUCUGCCCUUCAUGUUGUCUGUCUAUUUGUCUCUCUGUUUCAUAGUCUGACUCUUUCUUAAAUUUCUGCAGGUCUGUCUGUGUCAUUCUCUCUCUGUGUUUGUCUUCAAAAAGGAUUCGAUUUUCCUGUGACCAAAUUCAAUGACUAAUUUGUUCCUCCCUUCUUCAGGGCCUGUGUGUGUGUGUGUGUGUGGUGUGUGUGUGUGUGUGUGUGUGGUGUUGGGAGGAAUUCCUCCAUCCACAGUUUAUUGGUUUCCACCCUGCCAGCCCCUUCCCCCUUACCCCCAUGCCCAAUGCUGUAUUUGUGAUUUUUUUGUAUUUUGUACCAGACCCUAGGAAGGGGCUGGGGCUGGGCUGGUUGGUGUUGGGCUGAGUGGUCCCUCUCCCUCCAAUCCCCAGGAUCUGCCUCAAGUGUUUCAACCCACCCAAUAAAAAGGCUUUACAAAAACACA